Molecule: messenger RNA, 522 nt
Organism: Sphaeroforma arctica JP610
Lineage: Eukaryota; Ichthyosporea; Ichthyophonida
Exons: 1
Coding region: 1-522 (173 amino acids)
Source: RefSeq, a predicted model, not a curated record
AUGAAUGGUGACAUCUUAGACAAGGUGGUCGACCUGGAUGCCGUGGAUGAACCAGAUACUUCGCCAGCUUCUUUUUCUACUCCUCCAUCCCCUAAUACAUCCACGGCAUUGGUACCACCUUACCGGGCCCCUCCUGAGCCGGACGGUGAAUUACUGGAGGAUUAUACCCCUACUACUAGUCAUGUGCUACUGCAGUCCCCCCUUCCUCCCCUGCCGGUGAGUGGUGCUGUAGAUCCCCUGGCGGAUGAUAGCCCCCUUGGCUACACGUUACUGCCGCCGGACUCCCAACGAACGUAUACAGUAUCUCAUGUUGUGGCUCAUGAUGCCCCACUAAAACUUCUACAGAGGUCGUUCCAGCCACCCCCUCCCCGUCUUAUCAACCGCUUACUCUUGAUGAGGUGCUCGCGGAGCUUUCUACGAAAGUCUACACCUGCCACACGCGAGUUAUUCCACCUAAGUAGGUUCCUGAGUGCAUAUGGUCGACACAUGCAAAGCGUGGCCACCUGCGCCUUCGCCGUUUGA